This is a messenger RNA of Rhodofomes roseus, 4032 nucleotides long. RefSeq lists its product as uncharacterized. Bases 1 to 4032 code for a protein of 1343 amino acids. The record is from RefSeq and is a predicted model, not a curated record. NCBI's taxonomy places the organism in Eukaryota, Fungi, Basidiomycota, Agaricomycetes, Polyporales, Fomitopsidaceae. The transcript is spliced from 23 exons.
AUGUCCUUACUGCUCUCGCUGGUACUCCAAGAGAAACGGUGGUCCGUCCACGCACUUGCGUGCAUGCAAGAUCGCGAAACGCACAAGGAUCGCUACUGCACAGAGCACAGCCUCGGCGCCGUCCGAGCAAAGGACAUCUUGCCACCCGCGGGAGGCGUUGCCAGUGGACCGGGCGCGGUCUCCGAGCGAAGAGAGACGUCAAGUUCACCGAACAUUGACGGGUCACUUGGCGCAGGAUUCGACAGCGACCUGACAGACUCGGAGUUUGAGGCGGUCCCAAUUCAGCACGGACGUUCGUCAUUCCCGAACUUAAGUUCCAGCGAUGUGCCACAGCCCGGGAUAACUCUUGCAACACAUGGGGACAUCCAGUCAGACUCAGACGGCAUAGACCCUCAGGCUGACGCGGAACCUGGCGAGGCUGCAUACACGGACACUGCCCGUCCUGAGACCCUCGAAGAAGGAGAAGUCUAUGUUGAGUAUCACCCUGCUAGCGGGAGACGUCCGGAGGUCCUCGACGUUAUUUGCUCUAUCCGCAGCGUCGGUAUGUUCAACACCCUGAGGAACCUCGUCUUAUGCGAGUAUGGGAUGAGUCUUGGACUGCCGAUGAUUGGUAUUGUUAUCAACCUCCACGUGUAUGCCGAUGCAACACGCGUGACGUCUUUUGGGAACGUGAAGUACUGGCCCGUCUACAUGUGGAUUGCAAACGUACCAAAGCGCAUUCGCACCUCGCGCGACAAAGGCCGAGCCACCCUGAUUGCUUAUUUACCCGUUGUUCAUGGUGAAGAGGGAGACAACGACUCGCAUUUAGUGCAACAUCGCGCUGAGGUCUACCACCGAGCGUUAGAGGUUGUGUUCGAGACGUUAGAGAUUCCGAGCAAAUACGGGAUGCUCUUGUCAAUGCAAUCACUGAAGAUACAAGGUUAUCCAACGGCAAAGAAAGCAGUCUUGAAGGCGGAAUCUCUGCGCGACACAGUUGUUAAUAUCUUUCUAUUUGGCCUGAGCAUGUUCCUCUCGCUCUACCGCAUGUUCGUCACGGAUCCUUUGCAUCAGAUUGAGCAAGGCAUCCACGGCAGAUAUAGCCAUUACGUUGAGUCAAUUCACAACAACGAACUCAUUGGCUUGUCAUUCUCAUGGAUCAAGAACCAUCUCUUUGCCGUGCAUACAGUCGACUGUCUGAGGCGGAAGGGGCCACACGACAACUACGCGGCCAGCUUUGGCGAGUCAUUACAUCGCCAAACCAAACGGGAUUAUGCUCGGACGAGCCGACAACCUGAUAGCUUGGACGCGCAGAUGACCCGGAUGGCCGAAGAGCGUGAUGCUAUAAUGCAAAUUGCUGAGAGAGUGCAUGCGUACGAUGCCGAGCUCGAGGCGAAUCCAAAUGACGAGUCUAGCGUUCCGGAGCGCGAUAACAGUGUGGCCGAUCAGCGACUCAGACUUGGCGUGCGAGACAAGCCAUGUUCGCUCUCCACGUUUGUUCAGAUUAUGGCUGGGUCGAAGGAAGGGAUCCCAUUAGACCGCUAUGCUCGGAAAUUGGCAAGAUUCCUUUCUAGUCACUUUGAUGCAACAGUCUCGGACAGAUGGGUUCAAGGCAUGCCGCUCCGCCGUUUCUACUGCAUGCGCAUCAAGUACGUCUCAAUGGAGUCCGGUGGCAUCAAUCAAGAUAUUGUCAGGGCAACUCCAAAGUGGCGGAGGACCGGUCCCCGGCACGACACCGUCAUUGUUGAUGGUGGAGAAGAUGGUGUAUGGUUCGGUCGGGUCUACAUGUUAUGUGAGAUCCACGUCAAUUCGCAGGCGUACCACCUCGUAUACCUGAGGCGGUUUGGUUACAUCCGGCUAGUUGAUGAUCAGGAGGAUACGUUUGUGUUCGCAGAGUCCAUAGUACGGACAUGCCAUAUAGUCACGUUGGAGCCAGAUGCACAGGAGCUCACAGUGCAGGACAUCACUGACCCGGAUAUCAUGGCGUCUGAUGCCGAGCCGUCUCAGGUUCAAGCUCGCCGGCCGCCAGGCCCGGCAGAACACUCGCCUUCUCAGGAGCCUGAGCCUGAGCCUGAUGGUCAAUCCGCAGAAAUACAGCAAUUAACGCAGAAGAAGCGAAAGUACCGAGCGAAGAUCCAGCGUCUGGAGAAGCAAGCAAACGACAUGCAGAAGGCCUUGCGGGAGUCGAAGAACAACGAGGCCGAUCUUGCGUCGCGCCUUGGCGCAUCCAAGGCAAGAAUCGCCGAACUGGAGGACGUGUCUUUCAGUGGUGGCAGUGACACGGAGAAUAAUCCGAAGAGGCGCAGGUCUGACGGCAAAGGACUCCCGAGUGAGGGUGUAUCCGAGAGUGUAUGGCGAGCAGCCUUACAUGCCGGAAAGAAGUUCGCUGCCACAGUCACGUUGUGGCCAGACGCUGCGCUCUUCGGCGAGCUCCCGGAAAAUGUCGAAGACUGCGUCUCUGAGUCCGCUGACUCGUUUGAACACGCUACCGAAGCAAGCGAGCAAGCAUGGCAGAUGGUUCAACAGCUCCCGAACUGGCUCCGUACUCACGUUCAUGAGAAGUGGUUCAAGGAACGGCGCCAAGGCAUCCCUGAAGUACAGGAACUGCUCAAGGACAAUGCAUUCCUGUACGACCGGCCUAUCCAAUCUCGGACCGACCGAGUUGUUGGUCAUAUGCGCGGUCCAUCUAUCAUGAAGUCGCUCAAGUACCUCCUCAACGGACCAUCUGCAGCAACAAGCGAGAGCGGGGCUGCUCACCCUAAGGCCCGUGCAUCCAAUGCAAGGCUCUGGGCAUUGAGUGGUGUCACAGAUGCGUUGUUGGUCGCUGGCGCAACAGUGAAUUACUUCGUCCUUACAGGAGCAGCGGAAUUCUCCGAACAAUCAGGAGAAUACGACUUCCUUGCAUUCUAUAACAAGCGCCUCGAACUUCUGCGAUCACUAUCGCAGAGCCGCCAACAGAAGACGAAGUACGACGAUAUCGUGGCUUACUACAACCACGAGCUCUUCCCCGAUCAGUACCCGGAAGAGCAAUCGAACGACGAGUACACCAACGAGGAGCGCGACUUCCUGGAUUCCAUCAAUCAUGCAGACGAUGACGAUGACGGCGCACCGGCCACUGGCAGCACACGCACAACUGUGAUUAAGUCACUGCUUGUCACGGAGUGUGACAUAAACAUUGUGGGCAACUCGUUCUUCCACCAAGAGUUGAGUAACAUCGCUGCAGUUGCGUGCCACUGGGUCGGCGCUUUUGCAAUACCGAAUUGGGAAACUUGCAACGUGACGCACCGCGUGGCGAGAGUUCAACCAAAGAUCAACGUCAACACGCAACCUGUAGCCAUGAAUGAGACGAGUGCUGGCGGCACCCGGGUCGCCGACACUGGUGCCUCCCAACAUUUGCAGAACUCACUUAGCAUUGGGUUUAAUGACGAGCUACAUCUAUUCCGAAGGGCUGCACUUCGGCAGGUCGAUCAACCUGACGACAUGGAAGGUGCAUGGGUUGCGCCACCUAUGCGGCGAAGUCAAUCCUGGACAGAGAGACUUGCGAUUUGCUGGAAUGAUACGGGCCAGAAAGAACAUGCAGCUCAAACCGAGUACAUGGACAACUACAUAUCGGAGCGUGUCUUCCACAUGUCCAUUAACGAUCCACAAUCACCGUGGCGGCGCAGCGAAUCUAACUUCCAGAACCUCCAUCUCGUCCAACGGCUCACACAAUGCUCCUGGAACCUCAUUCCCCUCAUGUCAAGUCCUUCGGAUCUACCUGACGAGGCUCUAGUUGCAAACAUCGACCAGGCGUGCCGCGAAAGCCUGUUGAUCUCGAAGGAGGCAAUCGAAGAACUGCUCCACUUGCAGUCUGCGACUGUUCGCCGGCAGUAUCACAUCGGUGAGCGGUCACUAGACCGACUGGAACAGGCUUUGAAGGUGCUGCGCGAGCUCAAUAGCCUUGGGUCGGAGGCGUUGAAACAGUACAAGGAGAAUGUAGAGGGCUUGGAGGGCUGGGAUCAGGCAGCUUUGUUGGACCGUGCCAAACGCGGCCACGGUGACGGGCCUUCGCACUGA